CAUGUUUAGACAGGCAGAUAUGGGUUGUAGGUGGUCUUACAGAACCAAAGACUGAUGAAAAAAUACCCCCAGUAGUCAACAAUGUUUAUGUCUAUGAUAUCCAAACAAACUCAUGGACAGAAAAAAAAAUCUUUACCUCGACCUUUAGCAUUUUGUAAAGUCUUAACAGUGCGAAGAAAGAUAUGGGUACUAGCAGGGUGCACUUAUAAGUCAACAAAAAAUACACAAAAACUUGUUAGUGUAUCUGAAGUUCAUGUAUUUAAUCCUACUAAUAAUAUUUGGAAACGACAACUAAAUCUACCCGGGCCCCGUCAUUCUGUAGCAACUUGUAAGAUUGGUAAUAAAGUUAUUUUGCUGGGAGGCAUGACAAGCUUGGACCAACAAGCUAUUCCUGAUCUUGACAUUUAUGAUAUUGAAGAGCAGAAGUUUAAAAAUGGUGCCACCUUCCCCUGUCCUCUGACAGGAGCUGUAGCCCUCGAGAUUCCUCAGGAACGGGAUUGGGUCAAGGCAAAGUGGUUUUGGGAAGAUCCUGAUAUUGAUCAACUCAACAGUGCUGCUACUACCAUACAAGCUGCAUAUCGUGGUUAUCAAACAAGAAAAAAAUAUAUAAUGAAAAAACAGACAAAUGUGGAGAUCCAGGAAAGAGAAUUAAAACAGGAUGAUUCUAUAGUGACUGUUGAGUUAUUUGACCCAAAAUCUCAGAAUACACAAUAUGAGUCAUUAGAGAGUUCUGCUGAGCAACUAUUUAUCCAGGAAGAAGUUUUCAAGGAUAUUGAGCACAUUGAAAAAGAAGACUUUCCACUGAAAAUUCAGUUGUCAGCCCAACCAUCUCAAAAGAAGGAUGUUUAUCGUAAGCAUGAUGAAGAAACUAUCUUUUUACUGUCAGAGGAAACACCUCAGAAAACAAAGACACAAUAUCAAACUCCAUGGCAUUCUGAAGAGCAUAUUUUUAUCCAAAAGGACAGUUCUUCUAAUAUUGAAUAUGAAGAAGAAGACAAUUCCUUGAAAAUUAAGAUAGAUGAUAAACUAUCUAAACGGUCACAACUUGAGAUACCAGUGGAAUCUGCUGAGCAGAUUUCAAUCCAGGUUAUUCCAGAUAAAUAUGAUUCUACAAUAUCAUCUGCUAAAGAAUCAUUUUUUACAUAUGAAGAGUCAACAAGCAGCAUUAAUUAUCAACAUAUGCAAAAAGCUCAUAUCCAUGUGCAUGAAUAUGAGGAAUUUUUCAGGCUUGUUCCACAAAUGGACCAAAACCUACGAUUGUUAUCAAGUUUGGAACAAGAAAGAACACCACCUAAGUCUUCAUUUCACAAGGAAGUUAAUUUUUUGCCCACAUUUGCUGAAAGUCUAAAAAGAAGCAAACAUAUUCAAGACAAAUCCUUCCCUGUUAUUGUGGCAGUAGGAGGCAUUGACCCUCAAAAUCCAAACAGUUUAGCUACUGGACAAACAGUUCUGAGAUAUCAUCCCUUCAAAGACAGGUGGGAAUUUUGUGGUACAAUGCCAGAACCUAGAAAUUACCAUGCAGCUGUGUUUUUGAAUAAUGCUAUUUAUGUUUCUGGUGGUUAUGACCCUGAAAGAAGAAAAUAUGGAGAAAUGGUGCCAUGUAAUAAAAUGUGGGCUUUUGACAUAAACAGUAAACACUGGGAGAAAAAAGCAAACAUGAUGGCAGCUCGAGCAUGUCAUGGAAUGGUAACCAUUCAUCAAAAACUCUAUGUUGUUGGUGGACGAGGAGGUAAUGGAAGAUUGUUAGCAUCUCUUGAAGAAUAUGACCUAACUGAUGAUGCAUGGCGCCCAGAAAGACCCAUGCUAUUUCCAAGGAUGGGAAUGAUGGUGGUUAUUUAUAAAAAAAUGAUUUGGGUGUGUGGGGGCAUAGUUGAGUGCUGUCCAAAUGUAAACAUAGCAUCAUUAGUCUCAAAUGUUGCUUGUUAUGACCCAUUAACAGAUCAGUGGUUCAGCAAACGAUCUUUACCUGAGCCUCGGGCUUUUGCCUCAGCUAUCAUUGUGGAUAAUGAAAUGUGGUUGUGUGGAGGCUGCACAGGAACAUCAUCUGCUGGAAACUACUUUGUUAGCUCACCGUCGAUUAAUGUUUAUGAUCAUGAAAGAGAAGAAUGGUUGGAAUACGAUGUCUUGGAUGUACCUAGACAUGCUGGAGCAGGAGUGAACUUAGACUCUUGCCUUUUCUUCAUGGGUGGAAUGAGUAGUCAGAGAUGGGGUGCUUUAGCUCGAAAUGAACUUUAUAUAAUUGAAGAUACACUGACAUCAGCUGAUGAUGAAGACAGCAAAGAUGAUGAUGAAAUACUUGUACCUGCUUCUCUGCCUACUCCACUAACAGGAUUAGUUGCAGUUGUGAUUCCAGCUGUCCAUCCUGCCAUGGGCAAAUCCAGUCUCUGUUCUCUGCUAAGGCGUAAAGUAACAAAUUACAGAUUACAAGAAGAUCUUGAGUCAACAAAGAAAUAAAAAAUUCUCAAAACUUUCAUAUUUAUAACAUUUAGUUUCGUUAUUUAUUUAUUUUGACUGUACUUUUGUAUAAUAAGUAAUGAAUAUUUGGGUUACCUAUAAAAAAAUUUUACAAUCAAACUAUUACACUGUUAUGUAUAUAUAUUUAUAUACAGAGAAACCUUGAAAUAUACAAUUAUUUUUGGAAUGAGAAAAUAGUCUAAGUGAGAUUGUAAGUGCUAAGAAAUAUCAAUAAAAUUAUAUUCUUUUAUCGUGACGUUACAGUAGUCUUAAAGUUUUAACAUU
Messenger RNA from Limulus polyphemus (Atlantic horseshoe crab), 2739 nucleotides. RefSeq names its product alpha-scruin-like. The transcript is spliced from 15 exons. NCBI's taxonomy places the organism in Eukaryota, Metazoa, Arthropoda, Merostomata, Xiphosura, Limulidae. Gene Ontology annotation, molecular function: protein binding. The record is from RefSeq and is a predicted model, not a curated record. Bases 82 to 2454 code for a protein of 790 amino acids.